AUGCCAAUGCAAUAUAAACCAUCAGUUGAAGCUCAAGGUGCAAAACCACCACAAAUUCCAUCUCCAGGUAAUAAUUCAUUCUUAGGUGAUACUUUCACAUCAGAUGCACCAAAAGAUCAACAAAUUUCUUGUGGAUUUUAUAGACAAGAAGCUGGUGAACCAUUAGUUUAUGAAUAUACUUAUGAUGAAAUGAAAAUUAUUUUAGAAGUUGAUGGUGAAUUUACUUUAACUGAUGAGGCUGGAAAAACAGUUAGUGCUAAAGUUGGUGAUGUUUUUUAUUUCCCAAAAGGUACAACUAUUACUUUCCAAUCAACUGGUUAUGCUUUAGCUUUCUUUACUGGUUUAAGACCAAAUGGUGCUGCUUAA
This is a messenger RNA of Lodderomyces jiufengensis, 366 nucleotides long. RefSeq names its product cupin domain-containing protein. The record is from RefSeq and is a predicted model, not a curated record. The transcript has a single exon. Lineage: Eukaryota; Fungi; Ascomycota; Pichiomycetes; Serinales; Debaryomycetaceae. Bases 1 to 366 code for a protein of 121 amino acids.